Messenger RNA from Aspergillus melleus, 759 nucleotides. RefSeq names its product DASH complex subunit DUO1. The transcript is spliced from 2 exons. Gene Ontology annotation, cellular component: mitotic spindle; DASH complex. Lineage: Eukaryota; Fungi; Ascomycota; Eurotiomycetes; Eurotiales; Aspergillaceae. Gene Ontology annotation, biological process: mitotic cell cycle. The record is from RefSeq and is a predicted model, not a curated record. The coding region runs from base 1 to 759 and encodes 252 amino acids.
AUGGCGUUUCGCAGCACCCCAGAAGAAAUGGACAGCCUUCAGCUCUCCGACAACGAGUCAGAUGACCUUUGGAAUUCGCCGUCCCAACGCACGCGCCGGGAAAUCUUCCCGAAACCCGCGAACGAAACCAGCACUACUCCCCCAGCCCGGUCUUCUCACGAUGGAGAGACGCUGUUUGGCCGGGAAGAGGCACGGGAGGCUGCAUUGCGAAAUGAGCUACAAAGUGUCCGAAACAUCAACCAAGUGAUUGAGGGCCUGCUUGGCAGCCUUGAUCGUGCCAAGGGAAACAUGGAUACUGUUUCUCGUACCGUUGACUCCGCAUCCACCCUACUGAACACUUGGACUCGCAUCCUGGCGCAAACCGAGCACAACCAGCGUUUGAUCCUCAACCCAAACUGGCAAGGCGCUGUCCAGGAUGUCGCCGACAUGGAAAAUGAGGAAAUUAUCCGGCAGCAAGCAGCCGAGCGACGUGAACGAGAACUGCAACAGCAGCGAGAGGCCGCUACCCGUCGGGCGGAGGAGGAAAGGAAAAGAGCGCAGUCGACGACCACUAGAGGGGCGCGAGGAACAACUCGGGGAAGGGUACGGACAGGGGGCUUGGGGAGAACACCUAGCGUUUCUUACUCUGGCACCAGCUCCAGUAAUGUGUCGAGAACUACGUCAUCCGCUGCGAAGGGAUCCAGCACGACAUCUACGCGGAGACCAGCCAGUGGGAUUGCCAGAGGACCGGGAGUGGCGCGCGGUCGCGGUCGAGCCUAG